GAAUGAUGAAUCAGCGUUCAGUCGACCCGAAAUGUUUCGGAGGUUGUGUAGCACGAGAUCGUGAAUUCAGGCUGUCCAACUGAGAAAUAAGUUCCCGUUUACUACCGUGCGAACGAUACUAGCGCUUCAAGUGGACUUCAGGCAGUAUUUACCGCCAUUUGAGCUUGUCGGGUUCGAUCGAUUCGAAGAUCGAAGAUCAUAGGAGGCACACUUUGGAGAAAAAUUAAACAACGAUAUAAUAUUUAUGAUCGCGUGAUAUAUAGAGCGUACCUUAAUAAUGGUGAAAAUUGAAGACUCCGUUAGAAAGCUGCUUUCCAAACCAGGAAGCGAAAAACCACAGGAAUGUAAGAGGCAGCCGACGGAGUAUGAGGAUUUGACUGGAAAUUUCUAUGAUGAAUCGAACGCUUUCUCCAUGCAGUACUGUCACAUGUAUGCGAUCAGACUGACGGAGCUGAGAGAGGUAUUGGCGUCACGUGUUGAAGCGAAAUGGGGAAAAGUCCAGAUAGCAAAGUUGGCAGAGCUGGAAGAUUUUGAAGGGAAAGAAUGCGUAAUAAUUGGCACACUUUUUAAACAUCAGACGUGGAAGCCGUCAAUAUUACGCGAACUCAGCGAAGACCACCAACUCACGUUACCCGAGCCGAGGGCGAAUUACUGCUCCGAGAAGGAUCAACUCUUCUUGGAGGACGAGAUGUUGCGUAUUAAAUUGGUUAUUGGAGAUGCGGACUUGAAAAAUUAUGUAACGGGUGUUGUAUGCGCCAUACUAGGUCACAAGGACAAACAUGGCAGUUUUGUAAUCAAGGAGUGGUGCUUUCCUGGUUGCGUGCCUAGAAGUUUGCCGGUACAACCAAAGUCCAAGGGCAAGCUGAUAUUCCUAUCUGGACUCGAUUUAGCAGCCAGUUCCAAAAAGGUCUCGUUAGAUCUCUUAGCAGACUGGAUACGCGGUAUGGCGGGGAAUGCGGUAGUACAAGAAGAAGUCACUUGCGUAACUCGGGUUAUCGUUGCUGGCAAUUCCGUCAAGAGUGUCACCAAGACGAACAACCUGAUGGGACACGCGGAGGGAAAGGCGCAAGAUACGGCGAUAACCGCGGAAGUCGCCGCAGCGACGAAACGCGUGGACGAGUUUUUCAUCCAGAUAGCCGAGUGCUGUUGCGUCACGUUGAUGCCGGGUCAACACGAUCCCACCAAUAUAAUGCUGCCACAAAGGCCGUUACAUCCGUGUAUACUACCACGCGUGUCAAGGUAUUGUGUAAAUGUGUGUACAGUUGUGUGUACAGAAGUGCAUUCAGGUUCUGGAUCGCAUCAGACAAGAUCAAGUAUUUAGCUAGCUGAAAUUAAAAAGAUUCUCUUUGUAUUAUUAGGACUGUGAUUUAGUUUUGAGGGUUUUACAACAAAUGGCUGUAGUGUCAGUUUGUUCCAA
Ooceraea biroi (clonal raider ant) is the source of this 1417-nucleotide messenger RNA. Its product is annotated as DNA polymerase delta subunit 2. Gene Ontology annotation, cellular component: delta DNA polymerase complex. NCBI's taxonomy places the organism in Eukaryota, Metazoa, Arthropoda, Insecta, Hymenoptera, Formicidae. The record is from RefSeq and is a predicted model, not a curated record. Gene Ontology annotation, molecular function: DNA binding. Gene Ontology annotation, biological process: DNA replication; DNA strand elongation involved in DNA replication.